GGCAAUAGCGGUAGCGUGCUUCACAUUUCGCUUGUUUUUUGUGUGUAUAUUUGUUAUUGUGCGUCGUGGUUCUAGGAUUGCAAGAGUCGUUUUGUAAUUAUACUUUGUUGAUGAUUUAAAGUUUUUACUCGUUGUUAUUUUUUUAUAUAUAUUUUUGUAAAUACAUUGAAGAUGAUGAAUAAUAAUUCCCCUCAAAGGAAAACUAGCAAUACUCGAGAAAUCCCUGGUAGAGUGGUAAUUAAUGAUCCGUCUCAAUUACCUAUAGACUACUCUUCUACACCUGGUGGGAGCAUUUUUUCCACUACUCCAGGGGGUACUAGAAUUUUUUAUGAUAGAGCAUUUUUAAUGCAAAUGCGGAAUUCUCCAAUCGCUCGAACUCCUCCAAAGAAUUUGCCGAAUAUUCCUGGCAUUACUAGUCCUAAUCAUAAGAAACCAAAGGAAAAUGGCACUGUGGAGCGCAUUGAGGAAAAGAAUGAAAACCAUGAGGAUGCCCUCUUUACAAUGGAUGUGUAACGCUCCAACUUAAAAAGCUUAGACCUUGGGUUUUCCGUGCCAUUGUUAUCUCUGUUACAUUCUAAAAAGCCAUCUUAUGUUUGUAAGGAAGACCAGUCUUGUGUUUAGGAUCACUAUACUCAACCAAGCUGAGAUCUGCCAAAUUUGUUAUACUUGAUAUGUUUUUUGUUAAAGCAAAACGUUUUGCGUUAACUUCUGUACCUCUUACAGCCCAGUCAUAAACUGGGUGGUUUUGUUACUUGCAGAAUUGUUAUAAGUCAGUUUUUUUGACUUGAUGAUAUGUUUUGUAUUUGAACCACCAUGAUAUUUUUCUCUCUCUUUUUUUUUUUUUUUUUUUAGUCUAUAAAUGGAUGUUAUGAUAUACUUACGAUUUGUUUUUGUUGCAUGGCCAAGGUUAGCAAAUGUGAAGGAGAUUGCUUUUUAUAGUAAUAAAAAGUCAUUAUUUUCUGGUUCGA
Messenger RNA from Parasteatoda tepidariorum (common house spider), 968 nucleotides. It is a transcript of the gene Thor, whose product is annotated as eukaryotic translation initiation factor 4E binding protein thor. NCBI's taxonomy places the organism in Eukaryota, Metazoa, Arthropoda, Arachnida, Araneae, Theridiidae. The record is from RefSeq and is a predicted model, not a curated record. Gene Ontology annotation, biological process: negative regulation of translational initiation. Gene Ontology annotation, molecular function: eukaryotic initiation factor 4E binding. Gene Ontology annotation, cellular component: cytoplasm.